AGCAAACACCUCGCUCUAAGAGUAUCUCUCAAGCACCUAAGAACAGCCUCUCCGCAACAAGCACGAAAGAAAAACUCUCUUCUCGCAUUUCAAAGGAAACACUCCCCGACGUCGAACAAUCUUCAGAAGCUUUUGCUUGCGAGAAAACCUUGACCUUGUCUACUCUAGUAGAAGUACGCUUCUUCCCCUUACCGUAAUAAAGAGUUCCGUGGUAGAAGUCGACUCUAUCAAAAUGCCUCUGUGCCCGUGCUGUUCCUGCUGUGGUGGUGCCCCGGCCGACGCCGCUACGGCCGACGAGGCCGCGCCGAUCGUGCGCAAGUCGGGCUCCAAGGCAGACCGAAAGUCCCGGAGCAGUAAGGCCGCAGAUGGGGAGGAAAAGACAGAGGAGCGAAAGUCGCGGAGUAGCAAGGCUGCAGACGCGGAGGCAAAGAAGCAGGAUGAGGAGGAGGAGGACGAUGAGGAGGAGGAGAAAGAAGAGGUGUAAGAAUGGAAAUCUUUUCAACAAAAUAAAGCACUAGCUGCGCGUUUUGUUUUAUCACGACGGAGCGGCGCGUUGGUAGCCUCUAAAAUUCCGAAUCUGGUUUACCGCAUGCGAAGUAACUUUAGAAAUUCAACAUUCCAAGAUUACGAUUUGACUUUUGCAACCUUGACUAUACGUAGCAGCGAACAUGGAGACUUUCCUUUCGUUGAUAUCACACCACUCAGAGGAGGCUGCGAGUGCUGUCUUCGACGCAGCGCUUGUUUCGGCCACCGUCGGUAGCCCCGGCAAAAUAAAAUUUGGAUAUAUAAUCUAAUAUACCAUUUCUUUGAGCUGCCCUCAAACGCAACUCUAAUAUACUCGCAACCGUACAACAACAACUGAACUCCUAGAGAACUUUUCUGCGUGCUUUUUUCCUGUUUGUGAUGUGCCCCUUUCUAGACAAACGAGAAAACAAAAGUGCGCUGCCGCUUGGCGAAAGGAGAUAAAAGGUGAGUCUUAAGCUUGCUUUGAAUAUACUACGGUAUCCCCGUCAAACUAAUUUGGUACUUGUCAUACUGUAUCGAAAAAUAAAAGCGAGGCG
Molecule: messenger RNA, 1061 nt
Organism: Amoebophrya sp. A120
Lineage: Eukaryota; Dinophyceae; Syndiniales; Amoebophryaceae
Source: the annotation of a GenBank genome assembly